UAUUGAUAAUAGCAUGUAAAUAACAAGUUCAAUCGUGACCCCUCCCCCUAAAAAAACCACUGUAUGAUAUGGGUCACACACGGCCGAUCACCGCGAUCUUAAUUGCAUGCUAACUGCACUGUGAUGACGUCAUUAGAAUAUCAUCAAGCUGGAAUAAAAGUCCGAGAAUUAAUACAAUUUGAUCAAGCUAGGCCAGGGGUUCCGUACGAGGUGUGUCACCAUGUUUUCUCUUCUCUAUGGGUUAUGGCAGUUCAUGUUCAGACGAGAUGAGUUCUUUAUUCUCAUCCUUGGUUUAGAUAAUGCUGGUAAAACGACCUUCUUAGAACAAGCACAGAUGCAGUUUGUGAGGGGAUACAAGGCUAAGGCACUAGACAAAAUUACAACCACUGUUGGCCUAAAUAUUGGAAAGAUUGAUACCUCAUCUAUUCGGCUGAUGUUCUGGGACCUCGGUGGGCAAGAGGAGCUGCAGGCAUUAUGGGAUAAGUAUUAUGCUGAAUCUCAUGGAUUGAUCUAUGUAGUAGAUUCCUCAGACCCUGAUAGGUUAGAAGAAUCAAGAAUAGCUUUUGAGCAAAUGUUAGAAAGUGAAGCAUUGAUGGGAGUCCCUCUUCUUGUCUUAGCAAACAAACAAGAUGUCCAGGGCCAUCUUCCAGCAGAAGAGGUAAAGAAGGAAUUCAACAAGACAGCUAAGCUGAUGGGUCACAGAGCAUGUCGGUUACAACCAGUAUCUGCAUUGACCGGAGAAGGAGUUCAUGAAGGUAUCGCAUGGCUUGUAGAUAGUGUUAAACACAAUGCACCAUGGAGACCGCCUAGAGAAGCAGAAAUUCAUUGAAUGCCUGGGAACCAUCCAAAUACCAAGGAUCUAAUGUCAACAGCGCCCCCUUCUGGCAUAUCACAGCCAAUCUUUCAUCUCCCUAUCUAUCUAAAGGAGGCUUCACAUAAUAAAUCGAUAUGGGCUUUUGAAAGAAAUUUGCAAUUAAUCCCAUGUCACUUUUAUAUCCUCAAAUGAUGCAAGUCUUGCAAUUUAAUGCAAAGCCAUCAUACAACUCCAAAUCAAGCACAAGCUUAGUAUUUUUCUUUCUUUCUCUCUUAUUCCAACCAAGAGUAGAAAAUGUUAUGCUUUGGCUAAAAUUGAUCCACCAAUAGCAAUUGGAAUAUGCAAUUAAUGGCAUAUGAACUUCUUGCAAUGUAUGUUUGUUUCAUGAUCAUGGUUGGUUAGUAAGUUGAAUAAACCAAUAAUAUAAAGGUUUUAUAAAAUAUGUUAUAUAUUUUUAUUAUAUAUCGCCAAUAAUGAUAACCGGCUUGGGUUUACUUCUGUAUGUAAUGGAGGUAAGAGUUUAAUAUUUCUUGGGAAUUGUUGGUUGCUAUGAUUUAAGAGGAAAUUGUACUGGUUUUUGGUUGAAAUUCACAGGGCUUUAUUUGUCCAUCUUAUAUCCUUGAAGCAUGGAGGGCUGUACAUCUUAAAAUUGUAAAAAAAAGAGGAUCAUAUUCAUUUUGUAGGCAAAGAACAUUUCUUGAGAAGAUUCUAGUUAUUUCGAUUUAAGUUUGUUUAUUCAUAGAAAUAUUGCUAAAGUGAAGUUUUAGCUGUGUAUACAUACAGCAAAUCUGUACAACAAGAUGAAUAAAAUAAUGUCUUGAAUCUUUUGUUACCUAAAAAAAUAAAUAUUUUUACAACAGGUUUGAAAAAAAAAAUAUAUUUUAGUAUUCUGAAAUAAGAUGCAACAUUCUUUUGACUUUAAACAGUUCUUUACAUAAUUUAGGAGAUUGUUUUCAGAUAAUAUGAGGUUGUCAAUCAUUGUCACAUUUCAUAAAUACCGAUAUUCCUAGGUCCCGUCUUACAAAGAGUUACGAUUGAUCCAAUCACCCUCGAUCCUUUGGAAAUCCAUAAUUCUAAUAUUUUCUACUUGAAAUUUGAACUAUGUCCUUUGUAAACAAAGAGAAGGACAAUGAAUUUUUAAGAAAACGAUGAAUGUAUGAAUAUACAUCACAGUCGGAAAAUAUUUUGAACAAUCAUGUAUAAUAGAAGUUGACCUUACUGGCUUUCCAUAGUUGUGGUUGAUUGGAUCAAUCGCAUCUUUGUAAGACGGGGCCCUGAACUCAGUGAGCUGUCACCAUUAAAAAAAAUGUUUUGAUGCAAAGUUUUUCACAACCCAUGUAUAAGAAUGAAUAAACACACAAAUAGAUCAGUUAAAAGGAUUAACAAGUGGGAAGUAUCUUAGGUCAAAGGUGAAUUAGUCAGAUCUUGCCCUCGUAAAAUUUCAGAUCAAAUCCCUCGUAUUGAAAGAUUUGCCAUAAUUCCACUUCUACUCAUCAGCAGAUAACUACCAUUGUUAAAGAUGAUGAUAUCGCAUGUUAUACAAUGGUGAUAUGGAUCCUUAUCAAUUGAUUGGCUGAAAGCUAUCAUGUGACCAGUCAUUUAUUUCAGCUGAUGACUAGUACUAUUGACUGGUUCUAUUGACCAGUCAUAGUUUUGAGAUGAGAGGAUGGUUUAUCAAAUAACAAGGAUCCACAUCACUAUCUUAUAAAACAAAUAAUACACAUAAUUUUGCUGGUUUAUUUCCAAUUUGUCUAAUGCCAAUUCGUCUAAUUAGCAACGUGUCUACUAUCAUUUGGUCGUCUUCAAUUCGUCCACUGUCCACAUGGUCUAAUUGACAUUUAGUCCACUCACCAUUUUGUCUAAAAAUCAAUUGGUCCAAUAGCCAUUUAGUCCAUAAAACAUUUGGUCUAAUUGCAUAAGUGUUGAUUGUGCGAAAGGAAUGAAAAAAAAUGGGUAUUAGAUCAACAAGUUUUUAGACGAAAUGGUCAUAGACCAACUGGUCAUAGACCAACUGGUGAAUAGACUAAGUGGUGAUUGGACCAUGAUGGUUAUUGGACCAAAUGAUUGUUAGAUGAAAUGUUGAUGGACGGAAUGACUAAAUGAAGGUACAUGUAGACCAUGUGGUGAGUGGACAAGUUGGCAAUAGACGAAUCAGGAGUUUACCAUUUUGCUUGGACAUUUAAGAAUAAUUACACUUAAUUUUGAAGCAGUCCCAUUGGACAAUCGAUCAAUAUAAAUUAUCAUAUAGAAUAAGAAUAAUAAAAAUGUUAGGGAAUACACAGUCCUCAAUCUUGAGUUGAAUUGGAACGGUGGAGUACACGUAUUGGGGUUUAACAAUACUUUAAAUCAGAAUGUAUGUUAUUUAUUGUAAAGUUGUUUUUUUAUAAAAUGGUAUAUGUAUAUAAAUGGAA
This is a messenger RNA of Lytechinus pictus (painted urchin), 3225 nucleotides long. RefSeq names its product ADP-ribosylation factor-related protein 1-like. The transcript is spliced from 8 exons. Gene Ontology annotation, biological process: intracellular protein transport; Golgi to plasma membrane protein transport; protein localization to Golgi apparatus. The record is from RefSeq and is a predicted model, not a curated record. Bases 221 to 829 code for a protein of 202 amino acids. Gene Ontology annotation, cellular component: Golgi apparatus. Gene Ontology annotation, molecular function: GTPase activity; GTP binding. Lineage: Eukaryota; Metazoa; Echinodermata; Echinoidea; Temnopleuroida; Toxopneustidae.